AUGUGUGGAUUUACUGGGCAACCGUUAUCCAAAAAAUCUGGUUUAGUUGUCGGUGCUACUGUUGUUGGUGAUGUCGGUACAGGUGUGGUUGUAGUAGUUGUAGGAGCACGUGUGGUUGUGGUUGUCGUAGUUCUUGGUCUGCACCUGCGAGUCGUGGUGAUUAUAGAAGUUGUGGGUGCUGGUGUGGUUGUGGUUGUAGUAGUUGUGGGAACAGGUGUUGUUGUGGUUGUCGUUGUGGGUGCUAGUGUAGUUGUGGUUGUCGUAGUUCUUGGUCUGCACCUGCGAGUCGUUGUGGUUAUAGUAGUUGUGGGAACAGGUGUAGUCGUGGUUGUCGUUGUGGGUGCUGGUGUGGUUGUGGUUGUCGUAGUUCUUGGUCUGCACCUGCGAGUCGUUGUGGUUAUAGUAGUUGUGGGUGCUGGUGUGGUUGUGGUUGUAGUAGUUGUGGGUGCUGGUGUGGUUGUGGUUGUAGUAGUUGUGGGUGCUGGUGUAGUUGUGGUUGUCGUAGUUCUAGGUCUGCACCUGCGAGUCGUUGUGGUUAUAGUAGUUGUGGGCGCAGGUGUCGUUGUGGUUGUAGUAGUUGUGGGCGCAGGUGUUGUUGUGGUUGUUGUAGUUGUGGGCACAGGUGUGGUUGUUGUUGUCGUGGUUGUGGGCGCUGGUGUCGUAGUUGUUGUGGUCGUGGUCGUAGGUGCCGGCGUGGUGGUAGUUGUAGUGGUUGUUGUUGGUGCAGGAGUUGAAGGUGUUGUGGGCGAUGGUGUAGUGGGUAUAGGAGACGUGGUUUUCGGUGGAGGAAGAGUAGGUUCGUUCCUGCCUGUACAGUCUACACUAGCUGGCCAAUCACACUGCCAUGUGUCGAGGUUGAACCAGAGACCAGCUGGGCAGGACAUUUCUACUGGUUUCCCAUUACAAGAAUGGGCUAAAGAAAUAUCUGAUGUCCUAUACAUAAACGAAGAAGAAGUCGUGCAUAGAGACAUUUUGUUACAAGGAUUCUCGGAUAUACAAAUUAAAACAAGGAACGGCACGUCCAUUGCAGAACAGGCAGCUAAAGCUCUAGAAGAACUUCUAGAUCGAAGAGGCAAAGCCGCAGAGGCUAUCAUGAGGAAGGCGGAGCAGCUAGCGACCGACAGCUCUGACCCACCUAUAGACUAUUACUAUGAUAACAGUGUAGACAUAAACGUCCUUAAGAAAGUACAGAAACCCGAAAACGAAUGGGAACUAGUUUUAAACUGCAGCAGUCUGAAUAAAGUAGAGGUUUACAAUAGCGCACACUUUGACGCUCAAGUUUCUUUAGAACAUUCGAGCGUACAUGUUGCUGUCGAGGUUUUUGAAUGUGAUCCCAGAGUACUGCCUGACAUUUAUUGGUCGGAAGGGCUGUUUGAAACAUUUCGAGAAAAUUACGCCCAAGACGCCACACUCGACAUGCAGUAUAUGUGUAGUGCAAAAGGAUUUUUGAGACACUAUCCUGCUGCACUGUGGGAUAGCAUGUACAAAUUGAAGAUUGAAGAUGGGGAAGCGUUGUACGACUGUAGAUUGCGACCGUGGUACGUUAGUGCGAGUGGAGCUCCCAGAGAUAUUCUUAUUCUACUCGAUUCCUCUGGGUCUAUGAGUAACUCAUCCAACCUUCUGAUAGCGGAACAGUUAACUCUGGCUCUCCUCAGCGCCCUCACUGAUGACGAUCAAGUCAACGUUCUCCGCUUUAAUGAAAUCGUAGAAUCUCCCAUUCCCUGCUUUAAUGGAAAACUUGUGCCCGCCAACCAUGUGAACUCAGCGGCAAUGAUGGAUGCUAUGCAAUAUCAAAACACCACCUGCGAGACCUGGAUGGAUCAUGUACUGGAAUACUCCGUUAAUUUGCUCAAAGAACGUAGAAAAGCCACUGACAGACCGCCUUCCUGUCAACAGGCCAUUGUCUUGAUAACAGACAGUCUCUACGCAAAUUACACCGACUUAAUGAACGAACUAGACCCUGAUGGAAGCAUCAGGGUGUUUGUUCUAUGGCUACACGACCCCAAUGGGGUGAGAGAUAGUACUCAUUUCUAUGGAGAAUCGGUGAGUUGUUCUCGUGAUGGAUUCUUUGCGGAAUUGAUCACACAUGCUGACGUGACGGAGAGAGUCAUGAAUAUAUUAAGAGUACUAGAACGACCCCUGGUAGCUCAGAGGAAACAUCGUUUGCGAGUCUACAGUGACGUAUACGCUAAUGUAGAGGACCCAAGACGCGGCGAAUAUUACUGGCAGCAAAAGGAGAACGCCGAACAAAUGUAUCGCUACACGCAACUGAGACGAAAUAAAGACAAGUUUCUCACAAGCGAUCGUCUUUACAGCGACUACAUGCAUAUGCAUAAAUUGGAAAAGUUUGGUCAAUACUACGAAGGCCAGGAUAUUAACUACCGACUUCAAGUAACGGUCUCUGUUCCCGUGUUUGACAGCACUACAUCUGAAUAUCCCGUCAACCGUCUACUAGGUGUCGCUGGCGUUGACAUUCCUUUGGACCAUCUCAAACUAAUUCUACCUUUAUAUCUAUUCGACGGCGACAUUCUAAAGCCGGGGUAUCGAACUGUGGAUCUUUUGGAUCUCGAACAACCAGCUAUUGAACACUGGCCUCGGCACUACCCCCAGGAAUGGCUGGAGUUUAGGAACACAAUAGUAGUCGAACAGCCGAGUGGUACAAAGACAAUGUAUGCAAAAAGUAUUUUCGAUGAAGGUAUGAGAGCUUCCUUGGAAAUGAAGGAGUAUCAUUGGAAGAGGGUAAAGAAUUAUUACACAAUCGUGGUGACUCUGACUAAAUACAACAAUAAGCAUGCAGUCCCUGAGGGAAAGUUUACACAGGCUCUGGCUAAUGCUGCUAUGAAUGCACUGCAUGGCACAGAUUUUUCUGUGCACCCAGACUGGUUGUAUUGCCAGCACGUAGAUCCCCACUUUGAUACAAGGGAAGCAGAAGUACUUCAUUUCCUGAGGCGUCGUCGAGAUGAGCCCAAUUUUUCAAUGCGAAAGAUCAAUCACGUUUUCUCACCCAUAAAACCUACAUUACUAGAGAAAACUUACCAAUGUAACGAGGAACUAAUGGCGAGAUUCAGUAAAGAAGCGAUUGCCACAAACCCAUGGGCCAAGAUUGCUGAGAGCACGGAACAUGCUUGUACGAUCUGUCGACUUGGUUCGACCACUGCCUUCUUUGCCAGCGAGAGCGGUCUAACCCGUUGGCAACAGUACCACGCUACAAGUCCCCACGCAGAGCCGCCGUCUGGUGGUGAGUGGCCGCGAGGACCCGGAGAGACGUGGUACAGACGAGCCAGUGCGACUCCUGACCUCAUAAUACACGCGCCCGUACCACCGAUCAGACUGCUAAGGAACAGCUUCAUUGAACCACCUGAGCUGGGCGAGCGAUAUAAAUGGUUAACUGCAGCGCGUAUGAUCGCUCACGUCAAUAAAGGUACCAUUGGCGUCGCUGGAUACCACUUCCACCCACAACAUUUGAAGGAUGUAUUGAAAUCAAUAACUGAUUUUCCUUGUGAUGAAGAAGAUGAAUGUGAACCACGUUGCGACGGCGAGGACUGGAGCUGUGUGCUCAUCGAUGAAGGUGGUUGGAUAGUAUCAAACACAGAAGAAGAAGAUGAGGAGGAAGAAAAGGAACCUGUAACCCAACACCUGGCUAAUGUCUACCCUGCAGCGAUGUCAGCGCUGCUAAACGCUAGUAUCUUCAAGCUACACUGGAUCCAUGACUACCAAGCUGUCUGUUUCCCAUCAACCAAGGAGAUAAUACGCCCGAAACCUAAGAAAGUGAAGUCCAGCGCGCCGAGUUUACCGUCACUAAUUCGAAGUUUUUGGACUUCGUUAAGUGAAAUACUAUUUAUAAGUCAGGAAAUGUUUACUUUUCUCACCCUUCUAACUGCAAUUCCAGACGGUAUAUAUGCAGACACGGAAGCAGAAAAAGAGAAGCGUCGUAAAAAAAUACGUCGCGAUUACGAGCGAGAGAAGUACGAACGACUGUUUGACCCUCGGGUACUUGUUAACAGAACACACUUCGCUGCUUGUGACAGAUCCAGGGCUCUGUACGUGCUACAGCGAAACCAAAGAGCUAUGGAAGCUCUGAGAAGGAAGCCUCAUCUAUGCAAGUGGCCCCUAGUGGGCACUGAGGUACCGAGGACUAACUUGUUGUUACUCGCAAUCUACAAAGGGUGCGCUUACACUGGCAAACCAAUCAACGAUCCCUUCAUCAACGAACUGGUGUCGCUAGCAGAUGAUGAAGAAGGUCGCAGUAUGGCAGCAAGACUCGCCUGUUGGAGAACCCGCGUCCCUCUACCAGCUCGAGCACCCAGCACGCAAUGCUUCCCACACCACUAUGAAGAUGUAACGUACUCCAUUUAUAUUGUAUGA
Messenger RNA from Danaus chrysippus (African queen), 4365 nucleotides. The record is from the annotation of a GenBank genome assembly. NCBI's taxonomy places the organism in Eukaryota, Metazoa, Arthropoda, Insecta, Lepidoptera, Nymphalidae.